AUGAUCGCGGCGCGUUAUUUUCCAGAAUUCGGCGCCGAGGCCCCAAAUAAGCACUACACAGCCCAGGAACACGCAAAACGAGAUGUGGCGGCUUUUCUGGCGCACGUCAUCCAGGAAACCGGGAAAAUGGAUUUGCAAUUAUACAACACGUCCCUAACAACAGAAGAGGCACACGAAUGUUUCUAUCGGGGCGGAUUUUUCAAUUGGUUUGAGGGCGGCCCGAAUUCUUCAUUCCUCCAUCCAACCUUCCCGGGUCUCGCGGUGGCCGAUGGGAAACGCUGCGUCCCGAAUGGCAGAUAUUGUAAAAAGGGGGAACCGGUGACGGAUUAUUGGUUCCCGUGUAAUGAUGAGGAGGAGACGCAUACGAAUAAAACGUUCAAUAGAGGAUGUUACUUUGGCAGAGGGCCGUUACAGCUCUCCUGGAACUACAACUACGGGCAAUUCCAACAAUUCUUGCUUUCCAAAAAGAUCCGCGUCGACAUUUUGGAGAAUCCGAAUUUGGUCAUCACCAAGAUUGAUCCACCGCUUGCCAUGAUGGCCAGUCUUUGGUUCUACAUGACGCCACAGCCACCGAAACCGGCAAUGCACGAUAUUGUGAUUGGUAGCUGGCGACCGUCCUCAAAAAACCGUCGUGCCGGCUUCACGGGCCCGGUGUUCGGCCCCACGUCGUUGGUCAUCAACAAUGAAUGUGGCGGCGAGGACACAGAGGAACCGGGCGGCCCCGGAGAAUCGCGCAGGAUCAAGGCGUUCAAAUGGUUCUGCAAAUAUUUCAACGUGACGGCCGGCCCGGAACGGUCACUCAGCUGCAAAGGGAUGCUGGACGGUUUUGAGAUGACUCCGCAUAUGUACUCGUGGCAACCGGAUUGGGGCAAUAUGUGGAGAUCACAGGUUUGCGACUGUAAGCCGGCUCCCUACGGUGGUCCCCUGCCAUAUUACGACCCCAAAAUAUACCCCGAACGCUUCGCCAAGGAGAAUGAGAGGAAUCGCCUACGUUGCGUCUAUAGCAUCUACCACAAACCGGAAGUGUUCCGGCUGGACGAGGGAAAUUCACCGUGCAUCAAACACAAGCCCAAGGUCAAGCUCUACCGCACAGGCUUUCGAGAUACA
Mesorhabditis spiculigera is the source of this 1107-nucleotide messenger RNA. NCBI's taxonomy places the organism in Eukaryota, Metazoa, Nematoda, Chromadorea, Rhabditida, Rhabditidae. The record is from the annotation of a GenBank genome assembly.